Molecule: messenger RNA, 4340 nt
Organism: Ostrea edulis (European flat oyster)
Lineage: Eukaryota; Metazoa; Mollusca; Bivalvia; Ostreida; Ostreidae
Product: chitotriosidase-1-like
Exons: 9
Coding region: 234-1847 (537 amino acids)
Biological process (GO): chitin catabolic process; carbohydrate metabolic process
Cellular component (GO): extracellular region
Molecular function (GO): chitinase activity; chitin binding
Source: RefSeq, a predicted model, not a curated record
CAUUGUAAGUGUAACGACUAACAACCCACUUACAUCUGGACAUAGCCAGGCGCAUAUGGAUGUGAAACCACGUGAUUUUGUUUCUCUUGCAUAGAUUGAUUGGAUUUUAAACUAUCAGGAAGCACAAAACAUAAUAAAUAUACAAUGUGGAAUUGGCAUGUUUUUACAGGGUGUGUUACAAUCUAUCUGAAAACUUCGGUGUGAAUCCACUGGUCAACGUCACAGCUCAAGGAAUGUCGCGUCUUUUAUUUACAGCGAUUUACCUGACCUACAUCUUUUCAGCAGCUAACGGGAAAUACAGAAGAGUGUGUUAUUACACUAAUUGGGCACAAUAUAGAAAUGGCAAUGCUAAAUUUGAGCCUAGUGACAUCGACCCUCACUUGUGCACGCAUAUCAUUUAUGCCUUUGGAAAACUUGAGAAUAACAGUAUCACCAAUUUUGAGUGGAACGACGACGUAAGGUAUGCAGAGGUAAAUGCUUUCAAGAAAACGAACCCGGAACUGAAGACUCUUCUAGCCUUGGGUGGGUGGACAGCCGGAAGUAAACCUUACUCAGACAUGGCCCUCUCCUCUGCCAGCAGACGUACUUUCAUAAACUCUGCCAUUGCUUGGCUGAGGAAGUUCGAUUUUGAUGGUCUUGAUAUGGACUGGGAGUAUCCCGCCAAUCGUGGAGGUCACCGGGAGGAUUACCAAAACUUCCCCACUUUAUUGCUGGAACUCUUAGAGGCGUUUAAAGAAGAAGCAAAAACAAGCAAUAAAAGCCGACUUUUAUUGACGGCAGCAGUCGGUAUUGGGAAAGCCGUGGCGGACUCUGCUUAUAACGUGCAGGAAAUGUCCAAAUAUCUAGAUUUUAUUUCUUUGAUGGCGUAUGACAUACGUGGCGGGUGGGACUCAUUCACGGGAUUUAACGCGCCAUUGUACAAGACUUCUGUCGAUACAACCAAUGAAUUUAACGUGGAUUUUGCAGUAGAUUACUGGCUGAACAAAGGCGCCCCCGCCGACAAACUCGUCCUGGGACUUGCCACGUAUGGCCGAUCCUUCACACUGAUGGACCAAAAUAACUACCGAGUAGGGGCACCUGCACGUGGACCUGGACCCCAGGGCAAAUACGUCAGCGAGCCAGGAUUCCUGCCGUUUUAUGAUAUCUGUGAGAGGCAGAUUCAGAGGACUGGGAAAACAUACAGAGACGUGGAUGCAAAAAACCCUUUCUUUGUAGAGGGAACAUUUUGGGUAGGAUUCGACGAUCAGCUCAGUCUCUAUACAAAGAUUAACGACCAAGUAAUAAAGAAAAAAUUAGGAGGCGCCAUGAUAUGGGCCCUGGACUUCGAUGACUUUAACAACAUAUGUAGUUAUGGGAAGUACCCAUUAUCCACAGUGAUGAAAAAAACUCUGGAGGCAGCGGAGGCGGGUGUUUCUGUCACUCCUCCAUCAACGCACAUCCCAUUGUCAACUAUGGGAUCUUCAAACAUAACAUCAGCAGGCAGCAGCGGAACUGAUCCAGAUUCCGGGAUCCAAGGGACAUCUGUUGACUGUAGCAGUUCUCCCGACGGCUAUUACAGAUUCCCGUAUGAUUGUUCCAAGUACGUUCAGUGUUUUAAUGGGCAAUCAUUCAUAAAUCAUUGUUCGCCAAAUCUAGAAUUUAACAUCAACAAUAAUCAGUGUGACUGGCCUCACAAUGUGGACUGUACAGCGCAAGUCAUGGACAAAACAACAUCUACCACUACAAAACCACCUACUUCAACAGUUUUAACGAACAAGGUGUCAACAAAUAGUGGGUACCAUUUGUUAACUCAACGUGUUUCGUUUACAGUUCUGCAUUGUCUAAUUUUAUUGUUUCUAUGUUCAUGAUUCAUUUUUGAAAAAAAAAAGUGCUUUCACGUUUACUGAUGUUGCAGUAAAAUGUUUUGUAUCGAUUAUUUAUACAGGGAAUGAUACAUUGUUAAAAUUGAUAUCACACCCCAUAUCUCGAACCGAGACUCCAAUAUCAGCCCGAGGGUCUACGGCCCACGGGCGGAUAUUGGUUGGGGGUUGACAUGGGGUGUAGUACAGCUUUUGACAUGUAUAGUUGUUUUUAUUAUAUAUUUGAAAAUAGUGUCCACAAUUCAGAUUUUUAAUCAUUGACAUUUCUUUUUAUUGAAAUCUGUUUCUCAUCAUGAUAUCCAAAAACAACACAACUGCUCCCAAGUGGAAAAAAUCCAAGAUACUCCGAAUGAGACAAAUACUCAAUCUCUACCCAGAGUUGUCGUUCCUUGUUCUCACAUACAACUCUGUCAACGUCUCGAGGGUUUUACAAGAUUUUUGUAAAAAUAAAUACUGAGUAGAUGUCAAGUCUUUUUGUGACACAAUAGUAAUAGAGGGGAAACUACAAAUAGUUGUUUGUCCUAAAUUUUCCUGAUAUCUUAUAAAGUAGUUCUUAGUUUUAUUAGCCGUAAAAAAAAAAAAAAAAAAAUGGAUUUACAUGUGGAAUAACAUUGCUUAUUUUUAGACGUUGAUGAGUGUAAGGAACUCUGGGUAGAGAUUGACAAAUACGGUGGCUGGGAGUGGCUAAAGUCAGGUGGAAGAGCGAGAUUUAAAAAUAUUGUUUUCGUUCCUUUGAAAUUGAUUUGUUCCUAUGAAAUAGAAUUCGUUCUCAUAAAAGAGAAUUUCGUAUGAGAAUUAUCACUGUUUGUUAUCUUCACUCAAAAUUUUAACCUUAAUUUCUAAUUCUUACAAUGAAAGUUAAUGUACAUACGGGUGCUUCAUAUCAAUAUUUGAAGUUACCAAUUAGCUUCAACUAUAUGCAGCCUUUGACUUAUAAAUAUACAAGGAACACUUGGUUGACUUUAAAAAGAAAUUUUAAUGUAUGAUUUUCAUUUAAAAAUGUACAAUUACAUGUCUUUAAUUACAUGAUAAUUGAUAACAAAUUGCAUUCCCUAUCAAUUGCAGAGUCUUUAUAUUUCACUCACAAAUCUAAUAUCGUGGGAACUAAUUCUAUUUUGUGGAAACGAUUUAAAAGAAAAAAAAAAAUCUCUUUCACCUGUCUUAAACCAACCACCGUAAUAAUCCUACUUCAUAUAACAAAUAUGGAUUUUAUUCUAUGUUAUGUGUUAAUGAUUAUACCUUGUUUGCAUGGCACUUGAUUUGUUUUGAUGAUAUUUUCUUAAUACGUGAUUAAUAUACAGUGUACCAAAGUUUCAGACACAAGUACUAACAAUUUACGAGGUAUUCACCAUAUACAUAUAUGUAAUACAAGAGUCCUUUAUUAUGUACUUAGUAAGAGAUACAGAUGUUUUGUACCAUGUGAUACAUUUUUUUUUGGUAUGUGUAAUGUCAACAAUAGAUCAAAUCAAACCGCCGUGGAACAAAAUAUAUAUAUAUAUAUAUAUAUAUAUAUAUAUAUAUAUAUCACGUAUCAGCCCGCCUACCCCCCCCCCCCCCCCCCCCCCCAAUCAGCUGAUCAUGAGGUUCCUGCACCUAAAUGCCAAAGAAAAGAGCUAAGAAUUAUUAUUUUCAUUGACUCAGAUACAUAAGCAUUUCAAUGUAAACAUUUCUUGAUCAUUAGAAGUUUUCUUAAUUCAUAAUGACAUUGAUUUUCAAUUCACUGUUGAAUUACAAUGUGAAGUGUUUCUGUUAUUUUGUUGAAAUUACUGUGUUCAUUGGUAUUCAGAUAAAUGAAAUUAUUACGUCUCUAUUUCUGCAAUGGUAGUUAAAUGUAGAAUAUACAGCUGAUGAUUACAUAAAUCAAGAAACUCAUCAAUCAUGCAUCAAAAAUCAUAAAAUGAAGGAGAAUAAGCAUGUGAUAAGUGAAUCCAUGUCAUGGGAUAUCAGUAGAAGUCCAAUGCCCUUGGUAUGAUAUUUGGCCGCUCAAGCUACAUGUAAUAUGACAUAUAAUAUGAAUUUUACCAUGUAAACUUUCCUAUUUUACUACUGUCAUAUUUACAAAGGUAGCAAUACAUGUACUAUGAACAUCUACUUAGUUAAAAAAAAACAAAACAAAAAAAAAAAAAAAAAAAACAACAACAAAACAUCUACUUAGUUAAAGUAGUUCUAACUAUAUACACCAUGUGUAUAUAUUUGAACAAUAGAGUGAACAUCUGUAGCUCCCGUGGUAAUAGAUCGGUAUUUCAAUACUUACAGAUAUUUUAUACAACUGCAAAAGUUGUCGUUGUUACAAUUAACUGGAUACUUUUUACAUGUGAAGAAACAUGAUACAUUACAUUCAUAUAAAUUUAGUAUUAUCAAUGGUGUUUUAACUGUGUAAGUUAUAAUUGAAUACUAGUAUGCAAUAUUUUUUUUACCUUGCAUGUAAAGAGUUCCACUUGCGUUUACUAUGCAUAUAAGAAAUGAAGAAAAAAUAUUGGU